UAGAGGGAAAGAUGAGCUCCGCAAGUACGGACCAACGGCUGGAGCAUCUACUGACGGCUGUGGAGAACGAAUUUCAGAAAGGAAGCGAGAAAGGUGAUGUUACAGAAAGGGAUAUCAAACUCAGUUUGGAUGACUGCGAACUCUGGACUAAGUUCAAAGAGCUCACCAAUGAGAUGAUCGUCACCAAAACGGGCAGACGGAUGUUCCCAGUGCUGCGGGUAAACAUCGCUGGCCUGGACCCAAACGCCAUGUAUUCCGUUCUGUUGGACUUCGUGGCAGCAGACAACAACCGCUGGAAAUAUGUGAAUGGGGAGUGGGUGGCAGGCGGUAAACCCGAGCCCCAGAGUCCUAGCUGCGUCUAUAUUCACCCGGACUCACCCAAUUUUGGAGCACACUGGAUGAAGGCCCCAGUUUCUUUUAGCAAAGUGAAGCUUUCCAACAAGCUAAAUGGCGGAGGACAGAUCAUGCUGAACUCCCUGCACAAAUAUGAACCCCGUAUUCAUAUUGUGAAAGUCGGCGGUGUGCAGAAAAUGAUAAGCAGUCAGUCCUUCCCGGAGACACAGUUUAUUGCUGUGACAGCAUACCAGAAUGAGGAGAUCACAGCGCUUAAGAUAAAACACAACCCGUUUGCCAAAGCUUUCCUUGACGCGAAAGAAAGGAGCGACCACAAAGAUGUAGUGGAUCAUCCGUCGGGAACUCAGCAAUCCGGCUAUGCUCAGAUAGGCAGCUGGUUCUUGCCCAACAGCGGCUCCAUGUGUCCCAGCAGUAGCCCGUCCCAGUUCAGCGGGGGCCACCACAGCCUUUCCUCAGGCUCCUACUGCGAGCGGUACUCCUCUCUCCGGAGCCACAGGGCGGCCCCUUACCCAACACACUACUCGCACCGCAGCCCCAACACAGGCGGCUACAUGGACAACUCUUCAGCUGGCCUGGGGACCUCGGAGAGCUGGUCCACCCUGCAGAUCCCCAGUCCCACCAGCAUGGGCUCCCUGUCACACUCCAGCAGCGGAACAACCAGCCCCAGCCAGUACCCGGGCCUGUGGUCCAUGACCGGGGCUCCCCUGACCUCCGCCAGCCCUCCAUCGGGCUCCCUGGCGGGGGGCCUGACCUCUCAGUUCCUGCGCACCUCCCCUGUGUCCUAUACAAGCCUGGGCUCGGCCUCCCUCACCCCCACCUCCUCCUCUCCCAUGUACGACACCGGACUAGGCGAGGUGGGCGGGGGUGGCACUGGCAGCGGGGACGCCCAGUUCGAGAGCUCCAUCGCCCGCCUGACGGCUUCGUGGACGACGCCUGUGGCACAGAGUUACUGAACCGAAGCCGGAUUCAGAUAGUAAAAACCCUGCCACGGAUUUGCGCCAGCCAACUCAAUGAAUCAGCUGAUCUGAAUUACCACACCCAACCAGGUUGAUGAGUCAAAUCACCUGUGUUUGCAGCACAUACAGAAGGAAUAGACAGGUUUCCCGUUUACAAACAUUCACGUUGUGAGGAGGGGCAAGAUGCUAAGCAGCCAAUCGCACGAGCGCAUUUUUUGAGUGACAGCAGAUUUCCAACAAUCAGAGGUUGAAGAAGGGCCCCUGGUUGUGUACGCAGACAGGAAUGUUUACAAACGGGAAACCCAUGUAUGUGGACUUUUACUUUCUCAAUCCAGUUUGUCUACCCCUGCUGAACGACAUAUCGAGUUCAGAGAAUAAAAUCCCUGCCACAUGUAGUAUAUGUUGCAGUGAAGUCCACUGAACGGUCAUGAACACAAUUACCACAUCCUCAGCCAGGUAGAGCACUAAAAAAUGUUUGGAGGAUCAUAAGUAAAAAUAAUAAUAAUAAAAGGCUGGACUCUUACUUUUGUAAUUACAGGAUCUCAUUACAGUGGGCUGUCCUGUUUGGUGCCCUAGCCCAGUAAUUUCCAGAUGUCUUUCAACAGAAGCCUGGCAGGCAGUAGCACAUUCCAUAACAAUGGUUGAAGGACCACGUAGAGGUCAAAAUGGCCCAAUGAGUGUGGUCACCAUUCACUUGCAUCAUCUGUAUAUUCAAUCAACAGACACAAGGUGAUUUGUAGGAUUACACUGGAAUUUGGAUAUAGCUAAUAAUUUCAGCCAAUACCUAAAAACACUGGAUAUCAAUGUUGCGACUGUUUUUUUUACUCCUGCUCCAUGGUGUGCAUGUCGUCACUCGUCACUUAUUGUAUUAACAGAUGAAAAAUGCAAGUAGGCCUAUGUUUGUUGGUUGUCUCCACUUGAGGUAAUUGAAAUUUUGAAGGUUUUUGUAAAUAAUUUGUGCUGUUUUGUUUCGUCUGUGGUGGGGGAAGUGUUUUUAUCAUCAUGUUCUAUUCAAAGGAAAUGCAAUGGCACUUUAUUCAAUUCGUGUGCCUUAAAAUGCAAUGUGUGCCUUAAAAUGUCCUGGAAACCCAAAAUAAUGUACAUAUAUGUACUCGUUUUGUUCAAGAACCAAUAGCUGUGACUGUUAU
This is a messenger RNA of Engraulis encrasicolus (European anchovy), 2458 nucleotides long. RefSeq names its product T-box transcription factor T-A-like. The transcript is spliced from 8 exons. Lineage: Eukaryota; Metazoa; Chordata; Actinopteri; Clupeiformes; Engraulidae. Gene Ontology annotation, cellular component: nucleus. The coding region runs from base 12 to 1307 and encodes 431 amino acids. The record is from RefSeq and is a predicted model, not a curated record. Gene Ontology annotation, biological process: heart morphogenesis; positive regulation of DNA-templated transcription; cell fate specification. Gene Ontology annotation, molecular function: RNA polymerase II cis-regulatory region sequence-specific DNA binding; DNA-binding transcription factor activity, RNA polymerase II-specific.